CGCAGUAGGCUACAGUAGCCCACAGACUGAACAUCAACUUUUUUUCCGGCGUGUUUGUACAGAAUUUCACAAGUUUUAGUAUGACAUCUACAUGACGCUAUUCGAAUAACUAAUUAUAAUUUUUCACAUUUUGCUGUAAUUUAUUAUAAAACGGAGGGUUUAUCUUGGCGUCAGUUUCCCUUGCAGAAUACGCUAAUCGAUUAAAACAAAGAACGACGCUGCCGCUUCUCAUCGAUCUUCUUACAUUAAAUGGCGAUAAUACCAAUUCUCGUUUUUUCCCUCACUCUCAUACAUGUUUUAUAUGGCCAGUUAGAAGAUGUGAUUAUUGAUCGAUACUUGAUACCAAUACACUGUUCGAGAGAGGUUCAGGUCGGAGACUAUAUUCGGUAUCAGUAUAACGGCACAUUCGAGGAUGGACGGAAGUUUGACUCGAGCCUGGAUAAGGGUUUUCCAUUUGUGGGGCAGGUGGGGGUGGAAUCUAAAGUCAUUCCAGGUUUGGAUAAAGGAGUUCAGGGCAUGUGUGUAAACGAGCGAAGGAAGAUCACCGUACCUCCUCACCUGGCUUAUGGAGUCUUGGGAGCUGGUUCAGUUAUCCCACCUGACGCAACAUUGGUGUUUGAUGUGCUUUUGCUGGAUUUAUGGAAUAAAGAAGACAAAGUGCAAAUUCGCACGCUUCACAGACAGCAGAAUUGCAACCGGACAGUGAUGCCCACUGACUUUGUCCGUUAUCAUUACAAUGGAUCUUUGUUAGUGGGAAACGUGUUUGAGUCCAGCCAUCUCCAAAACUCAACAUACGACACAUAUGUGAGAGAGGGCAAUCUCAUUAAAGGCAUGGAGGAAGGCAUUCUUGGCAUGUGUGUUGGGGAGAGGCGAUCAAUUAUUAUCCCACCAUUUUUGGCUUAUGAUGACAAAGGAUAUGGUACAAAGAUCCCUCCAUAUGCAACUGUAAUUUUUGAUGUGUUACUGGUGGACGUGUUUAACGUUAAGGAUGAUGUGAACGUGGAGGUUCAAAAGAUUCCACAGCCAUGUAAGAGAAAGGCAGUGGUGGGAGAUUUCAUACGUUACCAUUAUAAUGGAACAUUUCAAGAUGGCACUGUCUUCGAUUCAAGUUAUUCUCGAAACAGCACUUACAACACAUUUAUUGGCAUGGGUUAUGUGAUUGCUGGUAUGGACAAAGCCCUUCAAGGGGUAUGUGUGGGUGAGUGGAGACGAGUCACUGUGCCUCCUCAUCUGGCCUAUGGAGAAAAUGGAUCAGGUGAGCUGAUCCCAGGAUCUGCCGUAUUAAUUUUUGACCUGCACGUCAUUGACUUUCACAAUCCUAAAGACCAAGUGGACAUCAAAGUGACCUACAAACCAGCUGACUGCAACCUAACAAGUGCUGAAAAUGACCUGAUUUUAUACCACUACAACUGCUCUCUGCUGGAUGGCACACGUCUCUAUUCUUC
This is a messenger RNA of Pimephales promelas (fathead minnow), 1445 nucleotides long. NCBI's taxonomy places the organism in Eukaryota, Metazoa, Chordata, Actinopteri, Cypriniformes, Leuciscidae. The record is from RefSeq and is a predicted model, not a curated record.